AUGGCGACCACGUUGACUGUCACGCUCUUCCUACCAAACACCGUCAACUUCCACGAGGACAAGGCAACUCCACGCCGUCGUAGCCCGCCAUUCAAGCUCGAGCAGCGAGUCGCUUCCGCAAUCGACCUACCAACGCGCCAGAGCGCCGCGAGUCUGUUCAAUGCGGGCGGCCCAACCCCACCACCCCUCACUCCUGGCAUCCAACAGCAGAUCGCCAACGAGGGCUUCUUCACUCCAGGCAUAGAUGCGAAGAAGCGCCACUUCGCGAAGCCCGGCGAUCCACGCUCUCUGCUUCGAAGCGAUACCCACGCCGAAUGGGGCUCGACCGGAGUCUUCAACCAGCCACGUUCGCGCGCAGGUCCUUUGCCCUCCGCUUCGAUUCAGGACUUCGCAAAGGUCUACGAUGAGAUCCGAGAACAGAAGGAGCGCGAGCAGCGGAAGCAGGGUCGGAGAGUGACCAAGCCGUCUCCGCAUGGGAACUACAAAUCGCGUGCUGGCAGCUCCGAGCGAGGCUAUGAAGGCAAGUCAUGGACAGUGGAGCCAGCAGUCCACGGCAACGGCGGCCUAGUCAAUGCCAUUCGCGAGACUGCUCAAGACUCGCAUGACGGCCCUGGCACCACUUGGAUCGGUACGCUCGGUUUCCCAACCGACGCUCUGCCUGAGAAUGUCAAGGAGGACAUUGCGGACAAGUUGCUCAACGACCAUCACUCGCAAGUCAUCUACUGCAAGGAUACCGAUAUCGACGGCCACUACGUUCACCACUGCAAGACCAUCCUUUGGCCCAUCUUCCACUACCAGGUGCCCGACCACCCAAAGAGCAAGGCCUAUGCCGACCACAGCUGGAAGUUCUACAAGAAUGUCAACCAGGCCUUCGCAGACCAGGUCGUUGCCAGCUACAAGAAGGGUGACACCAUCUGGGUUCACGACUACCAUCUUUUGCUCGUUCCCAAGAUGGUUCGCGACAAGCUUCCAGACGCGAAGAUCGGCUUCUUCCUGCACACUGCCUUCCCAUCUUCUGAAAUCUUCCGCUGCUUGUCGACCCGCAAGGAACUUCUCGAAGGCAUGCUCGGCGCUAAUCUCAUCGGUUUCCAAUCCGAGGAGUACUCGAGCCAUUUUCUACAAACUUGCAGUCGCCUACUGGCCGUCGAGACCACUGCCGAGGGUGUUCAGAUUGACGAUCACUUUGUGAACGUCACCAACCGUCCUAUCGGCAUCAACCCCAUCAUGUUCGACGAGGCUCGUCAUGAUGAAGAAGUUCAGCAGUGGGUGAAGACCAUCAUCGAGAAGUACAAGGGCAAGACCAUCAUUGUGGCUCGCGACCGCCUCGAUCACGUUCACGGCGUUCGCCAGAAGUUGCUGGCGUACGAGCUGUUCCUCAAUCGUCAUCCUGAAUGGCGUGAGAAGGUUGUCAUGAUUCAGGUGGCAACAUCGACCAACGCUCAGACGGAGCUUCUCACCACAGUUUCGGACAUCUGCACCCGCAUCGAUUCUGUCCACUCCACGCUCGCACACCAGCCACUCGUGUUCCUUCGGCAGGACAUCGACUUCACUCAAUACAUCGCCUUGCUCACCGUGGCUGAUGUUCUCAUGAUUUCGGCUCUGCGAGAUGGUAUGAACCUAACGGCACAUGAGUAUGUUGCUUGUCAAGAUGGCAGAGGCAGCGAGAAGAAGUAUGGUCCUCUCAUCCUGAGUGAGUUCACCGGCAGCGCAAUCCUCUUCGGUGACUUGGCGAUCCCAAUCAAUCCGUGGGACUACACUGGCCAGGCGGACGCCAUCAAGAAAGCUUUGGAGAUGGGAAAUGAGGACAGGAGGGCUCGCUGGGAUAAGUUGCAUGCGAUUGUCGAGACGAAGACCGGUGCGUACUGGGCUGAGAAGCUGAAGGAAGAUCUGGACCACGCGUACCAGGAACACCACGAGCACUCAUCUGCGGCUGUUCCUCGUCUGUCGGUUUCGCAACUUGUCGAGAAGUACAAGUCGUCGGAGCGGAGGCUCUUCAUCAUCGACUACGAAGGGACCCUCGCCCCUCACAAGACUAGUUCUGGCAUUCCACUUGGCUCGCCUGUCCGUGUCAUCGACACUAUGAACGAUCUCAUGGCUGAUCCGAAGAACGUGGUCUACGUCAUGUCCGGACGCCGCCCAGAGGAGUUGGAGAACCAUUUCCGCACGCUCCCCAAGGUCGGCCUCAUUGCUGAGAACGGCUGCUUCGUGCGAGAAUUCGGUGUUCAAGAGAUCGAGUGGACGCACUUUGUCGACCUCGAUACGGUCGCUCAGUGGAAGCAGCAAGUCCGUACUAUCCUCGAGUACUACCAAGAGAGACUGGAGGGAAGCUACAUCGAAGAGCGUCGCUGCAGUCUCUUCUUCCGCUACGAGAAGUCCGUUGAUCAAGAGGCCGCCAUCCGCCAGGCUGGUGAGUGUGUCGAUCAGAUCAACGGCUCGUGCAAAUCCAUGCGUAUUCACGCCGUGCCUAUCAAGCAGGCUGUCUUGAUCGAGCAGGAGGACUUUAGCAAGGGCACCGCCGCUAAGCAUGUCUACGACACCCUGUGCGACACUUCGAAGGGCUUGUCGAAGCCAGACUUCAUGGUCGUCGCCGGUGACGACCGUGAAGACGAGGUCAUCUUCAAGUGGGCUAACGAGCUCGACAAGAAAGGCGAAGUCGAAGACGUCUUCACUGUCACGGUCGGCAAGCGCAACACCACUGCCCAAGCCACCUUGACGCAAGGCUCGACUGGCCUCCUCGCCGCUCUUCAGAAGCUCAACAAGGUCUCAGCGGACGCUCUCCCGCGCGACUACUUCAACCUUCCACGCAACAAGACCUUCCCUUCGUGA
This is a messenger RNA of Zasmidium cellare ATCC 36951, 2826 nucleotides long. RefSeq names its product glycosyltransferase family 20 protein. Gene Ontology annotation, biological process: trehalose biosynthetic process. Gene Ontology annotation, molecular function: catalytic activity. Gene Ontology annotation, cellular component: cytosol; alpha,alpha-trehalose-phosphate synthase complex (UDP-forming). NCBI's taxonomy places the organism in Eukaryota, Fungi, Ascomycota, Dothideomycetes, Mycosphaerellales, Mycosphaerellaceae. The transcript is spliced from 2 exons. The coding region runs from base 1 to 2826 and encodes 941 amino acids. The record is from RefSeq and is a predicted model, not a curated record.